Pteropus alecto (black flying fox) is the source of this 3652-nucleotide messenger RNA. It is a transcript of the gene WDR59, whose product is annotated as WD repeat domain 59. The coding region runs from base 119 to 3028 and encodes 969 amino acids. Lineage: Eukaryota; Metazoa; Chordata; Mammalia; Chiroptera; Pteropodidae. Gene Ontology annotation, molecular function: protein binding. The transcript is spliced from 26 exons. The record is from RefSeq and is a predicted model, not a curated record.
GGGGAACGGGGCGUGGCUGGGCUUGUUCGUGGGCUGCGUGUGGCUCACCGAAACCUGGAUCGUGGGUUUAGGGGCUGGGUACACGCGGUCCUGAGAUCCGGGCCGGCGGGUGUGGGAGAUGGCGGCGCGAUGGAGCAGCGAGAAUGUCGUGGUGGAGUUCCGCGACUCCCAGGCAACUGCAAUGUCUGUGGACUGUCUGGGGCAGCACGCAGUGCUUUCCGGCCGCCGAUUCCUGUACAUCGUUAAUCUAGAUGCCCCUUUCGAAGGUCACCGAAAGAUCUCUCGCCAGAGCAAAUGGGACAUUGGAGCUGUGCAGUGGAACCCUCACGACAGCUUCGCGCACUAUUUUGCAGCUUCGAGUAACCAGCGGGUCGACCUGUAUAAGUGGAAGGACGGCAGUGGGGAAGUUGGCACAACCUUACAGGGCCACACUCGUGUCAUCAGCGACUUGGACUGGGCAGUGUUUGAGCCAGAUCUCCUGGUUACCAGCUCCGUGGACACCUACAUCUACAUUUGGGAUAUCAAAGACACAAGGAAACCUACCAUUGCACUGUCUGCCGUAGCGGGUGCCUCACAGGUCAAAUGGAAUAAAAAAAAUGCCAAUUGCCUUGCCACCAGUCAUGACGGGGAUGUGCGCAUUUGGGACAAGCGGAAACCCAGUAUAGCAGUGGAAUAUCUAGCAGCCCACCUUUCCAAAAUCCAUGGCCUGGACUGGCACCCAGAGAGCGAGCACAUUCUUGCUACCUCCAGCCAAGACAACUCUGUCAAGUUCUGGGAUUACCGCCAGCCUCGGAAAUACCUCAAUAUUCUCCCUUGCCAGGUGCCUGUCUGGAAGGCCAGAUACACUCCUUUCAGCAAUGGAUUAGUGACUGUGAUGGUUCCUCAACUUCGGAGGGAGAAUAGUCUUCUCCUGUGGAACGUCUUUGACUUGAACACCCCAGUCCACACCUUUGUGGGCCACGACGAUGUGGUGUUGGAGUUCCAGUGGAGGAAACAGAAGGAAGGGUCCAAGGACUACCAACUGGUUACAUGGUCACGGGAUCAGACCUUGAGAAUGUGGCGGGUGGAUUCCCAGAUGCAGAGGCUUUGUGCAAAUGACAUCUUAGACGGCGUCGAUGAGUUCAUCGAGAGUAUUUCUCUUCUGCCGGAACCAGAGAAAAUUCUUCACACUCAGGACACAGAUCACCAGCACACCUUAAGCCAUGGGGAGGAAGAAGUCUUAAAGGAAGACCCCCCGAGCAGUCUCCUGGAGGAGAAGAAGUCGGAUCAGCCGGGACUGCCUCAGACUCUGCAGCAGGAGUUCUCUCUGAUCAAUGUGCAGAUCCGGAACGUCAACGUGGAGAUGGAUGCAGCGGAUCGGAGCUGCACAGUGUCCGUGCACUGUAGCAACCAUCGCGUCAAGAUGCUGGUGAAGUUCCCUGCGCAGUACCCAAACAACGCCGCCCCUUCCUUCCAGUUUAUCAACCCCACAACCAUCACAUCCACAAUGAAAGCUAAGCUGCUAAAGAUCCUGAAAGACACUUCUCUGCAAAAAGUGAAACGCAACCAGAGUUGCCUGGAGCCCUGCCUGCGCCAGCUGGUCUCCUGCCUUGAGUCUUUUGUGAACCAAGAAGACAGCACGUCCAGCAACCCCUUUGCACUCCCAAACUCUGUUACACCGCCCUUACCCACGUUUGCCCGGGUAACCACUGCCUACGGGUCCUACCAGGAUGCCAAUAUUCCUUUUCCUAGGACCUCGGGGGCCAGGUUCUGUGGAGCAGGGUAUCUGGUGUAUUUCACAAGGCCUAUGACGAUGCAUCGCGCAGUGUCUCCGACAGAACCUACGCCAAGAUCUCUCUCAGCCUUGUCUGCUUAUCACACUGGCUUGAUUGCGCCCAUGAAGAUCCGCACAGAGGCCCCUGGGAACCUUCGUCUAUACAGUGGGAGCCCCACGCGCAGCGAGAAAGAGCAGGUCUCCAUCAGCUCCUUCUACUACAAGGAGCGGAAAUCAAGGAGAUGGAAAAGUAAACGCGAGGGAUCGGACUCCGGCAAUCGACCAAUCAAGGCUGCUGGGAAAGUUAUCAUCCAGGAUAUCGCAUGCCUUCUUCCUGUUCACAAGUCACUGGGAGAACUGUACAUACUGAAUGUAAAUGAUAUUCAAGAGACGUGUCAGAAGAAUGCGACUUCUGCCUUGCUUGUUGGAAGGAGGGACCUCGUUCAGGUUUGGUCGCUGGCUACGGUAGCUACAGAUCUUUGCCUUGGUCCAAAGUCUGACCCAGAUUUGGAAACUCCCUGGGCUCGACAUCCAUUCGGGCGACAGCUGCUGGAAUCCCUGUUGGCUCAUUACUGCCGACUCCGCGAUGUCCAGACGCUGGCGAUGCUCUGCAGCGUGUUCGAAGCCCAGUCUCAGCCUCAGGGAAUACCAAACCCUUUCGGGCCCUUUCCUAGUCGCUCAUCAAAUCUUGUAGUGUCCCAUAGUCGAUACCCCAGCUUUACCUCCUCUGGUUCCUGCUCCAGCAUGUCGGAUCCAGGGCUCAAUACCGGUGGCUGGAACAUAGCGGGGAGAGAAAUAGAACACAUAUCUUCACCUUGGGGAGAGUCUUCACCAGAAGAAAUCCGCUUUGGAAGUCUGACCUACAGUGACCCUCGGGAGCGAGAACGUGACCAGCAUGAUAAAAAUAAAAGGCUCCUGGACCCUGCCCAUGCCCAACAAUUUGAUGACUUUAAGAAAUGCUACGGAGAAAUCCUCUACCGCUGGGGGCUGAGAGAGAAGCGAGCGGAAGUGCUGAAGUUCGUUUCCUGUCCCCCUGACCCUCACAAGGGGAUCGAACUAAACUCAUGUCUCUUGUUUUGGCCGUCUCCACCUGCUUCCAGAGUUUGGCUUGUACUGCAGCCACUGCCGGAGCGAGGUCCGUGGCACGCAGUGCACCAUCUGCAAAGGCUUCACGUUCCAGUGUGCCAUCUGCCACGUCGCAGUUCGAGGAUCAUCCAACUUCUGCCUGACCUGUGGGCAUGGGGGACACACCAGCCACAUGAUGGAGUGGUUUAGGACCCAGGAGGUGUGUCCCACCGGGUGUGGGUGCCACUGCCUGCUGGAAAGCACUUUCUGAACUUACAGACUGUGAGAGUCAUUGGAAGACCCCGUAAGUGCCGGUGACAAGCUCUCUGCCAGGCGAGAGGCUGCAGAACCCAUUCCUGACUAGAGUGGAGUAUAGUCCUGUCACGGACUGUGCAGCACCAGCCGUCAUGAGCCUUGGCCCUCUCCUCUGUUGGCUGUUGGUGGCACGGAUGUCGCUGGAAGAGGAUGGUGGCAGGCAUGCCGAGCUGCAGAGCUGCAGAGCCGGGUGGAAGUUUUCUUGGAAAAAAGCACCUGCCCCCAGAGCCGUGUUCACUUGAAACUACUGAACAGCAUCGUUUCUGAUGCCAUCACAGAGACCAAGGUCAGAUGUAGAAGACAGUCUCCCGAGCCAAAGGACAGUGGAGAUUAAUUUAGUUGACAAGGUGGCCUAUGACAUAAGUUGGUAUAUUUUCUGAACUGAUGGCUAUUGGUCUUUUAAAAUAUGCUUAAAUUAUAAAUGUAUGAUGUACUUAAGGAUUAAGAUGUAUUUUUUGUUCCUUAUUUCUUUCAUUUGCUCUCCCUCGACUAAUAAAAAUCUAAUAAUUAUUUAAAAAA